Molecule: messenger RNA, 1957 nt
Organism: Rhodamnia argentea
Lineage: Eukaryota; Viridiplantae; Streptophyta; Magnoliopsida; Myrtales; Myrtaceae
Exons: 6
Coding region: 170-1357 (395 amino acids)
Source: RefSeq, a predicted model, not a curated record
UUCUUAACCCCAGUUCAACCUCUGCUCUCUUGCCACUCUGCUCGUCUCUUCGUAGCCUGUACCCAUAGCCGCCACCAUCAGCAGGGUGAACUUCACAAUCUUUACAGGCCAAAUUAAGACAUUGAGGAAUUUGUCUGCAUCUUAAGUGUGGUAUUGGGCAUUCCAGGAGAUGGGAAAGCGAGAGAAGAAGCAGAGACACCAAAGACACCCUCGUAGAGAAGCCUCUCAAUAUCUGGAAGGAGAAGAGGAUAGUUUCAGUUAUGAAAACUUCCCCUCACCUUCGAAGCCUCCUCUUUCCGAUGAAGAGGAUGAGGAAGAGGAGGUUGAGGAGGAAGAACAAGAGCAAGAGCAUGACGGCCGAAGUCCAUCAUCACUAGACAUUCCAUCAAAAUUCCUCCUCUACCAACAAUCUGUCCAGUCGCCGAAAGGAGAUAUAAGCUAUUUGCAGAAAUUUUUUCUCAUGUAUGUGGGUGGAAGGCAGCCCCUCCAUCUUCAAGAAGAUUUUUGUGGGACUGCUCUUCUUAGUACGGAGUGGCUCCGAAGUGACCCAAGGCGCACUGCCGUGGGGUUGGAUUUAGACCUUGAGGCAUUAAAUUGGUGCAUGCAGAACAACAUAAAUACCAUUGGAGCUGACAGUUACUCAAGAAUUUCCCUUUUUCAUGGAAAUGUUCUUCAACCUUUUGAGGCCAUGCUUAUCCAUUUUGAGCCUGUAGAUUGCAUAAGAACUAUUAGACUAGAUCCAAGUGAAGAGGGUCCAAGAAUUGACGAUCAACAAUCCAGUUUGAAAGUUGAUUGUAUAAGCCCUUCACAUAUGAUGUCUUCGAAUAUAAGUUCUAAGCAACUCCCAGGGAGGGACAUUGUAUGCGCUUUCAACUACAGCUGUUGCUGCCUCCAUAAACGUAAAGACCUGGUUUUGUAUUUCAAUCAUGUUUUAGGUUUCUUGUCCAGAAGAGGAGGUAUAUUUGUUAUGGAUUUGUACGGUGGCACAUCAUCAGAGAAAAAGUUAAGGCUUCAAAGGAGAUUUGCCAAUUUCAAGUAUGUGUGGGAGCAAGCUGAAUUCGACAUGAUUGAGCGGAAAACAAGGAUUAGCCUCCACUUUCAUCUUCAAAAGCCACAGAAGAAGCUGCCUCAUGCCUUUUCAUACAGCUGGAGACUAUGGUCGUUACCUGAAAUUAAAGACUGUUUGGAAGAAGCUGGCUUUCAGUCUGUCCAUUUUUGGAUUAGGCAGAUGCCUGACUCUGAAAAUAUUAAGAGUGUAGAGGGAUUCGGCAUCGGAAAAGACGUGAAGUAUGAAGAGGUUAAGAGCUUUGAACAACAAGAUUCGUGGAAUGCAUAUAUUGUAGGUGUUGCAAAGUGACUGUGAUGAUGGAACUAUACACCAAAUGUUGCUUCCAUCCCCCUGCAACUGAAGAAUCAAACCUUCACCUCAAGCAGGUAAGAUUCAUGUUCGUGUCUGGAAACUUUGGUUAGACUCGUUUUUUUUUUUUCACCUUUUGUUUGUCAUUCAGGACCCUAGUUUCCUUGACCAUGCUAAUUCUUGAAUUGAAUAUUUGGAGUUGGGGAAUGCCACUUAAAAUGUACAAUGUGGUAUUGUUCCAACCGUGAGGGCUUCACUCUUGGGGGUCAAAGACGGCUACCACAGGUCAGCAACUGAGUGAGGAGCACAUGCAUCCGUUCUGGCCGAGUUCUUAUUCUCUUAUGUAGCUCCACCGUUGUAGAGAAUUGUCAUCCUUAGGGUCAGAACAUAAGGUAUGCUGUUGCUGAUUAGUAUGAUUUUUGUGUCUGUUUAUAUGGCCAAGAUGGGGGUUUCACAAUGGGACAAACUGUUUCUCUAAUGGUAGAAAACCCUUCAAUGUAUGUUCUUCUGGAAUUGUUUUGGGGUGUGGCGCAUAAGCUUAGAGAACAGAUAGAAGUUUCGGAGUCAGUCUAAUAGAAGUUGUGUUUGAUGUUUGUGAAA